CGCCAGUCCCGGUUCCAGCCCGCGCCCGCGGCACGCACGCGCACUGCGCCCAGCAUGAGGGUCGCGGCUCUGAUCAGUGGUGGCAAGGACAGCUGUUAUAAUAUGAUGCAGUGCCUUGCUGCUGGGCAUCAAAUUGUUGCUUUAGCGAACCUGAGACCAGCUGAAAAUCACGUUGGGUCAGAUGAACUGGAUAGCUACAUGUAUCAGACAGUGGGUCAUCAUGCCAUUGACUUGUAUGCAGAAGCCAUGGCUCUUCCCCUCUAUCGCCGAACCAUAAAAGGAAGGAGUGUGAAUACUGAACGAGAGUACACCAAAUGUGAAGGCGAUGAGGUUGAAGAUCUCUAUGAGCUUUUGAAACUUGUUAAGGAAAAAGAAGAAGUAGAGGGAAUAUCAGUAGGUGCUAUACUUUCUGACUAUCAACGUGUUCGAGUAGAAAAUGUGUGUAAAAGGCUUAAUCUCCAGCCUCUAGCUUACCUUUGGCAGAGAAACCAGGAAGAUUUGCUUCGAGAGAUGAUAUCGUCUAACAUUCAAGCAGUGAUCAUCAAAGUAGCAGCUUUUGGUUUAGAUCCAGAUAAGCAUCUUGGAAAAACCCUGGAUCAAAUGGAGCCUUAUCUCUUAGAGCUUUCUGAGAAGUACGGAGUCCAUGUUUGUGGAGAAGGUGGAGAAUAUGAAACGUUCACUUUGGAUUGCCCUCUAUUUAAGAAGAAAAUAAUUGUGGAUUCCUCUGAAGUAGUCACACAUUCAGCCGAUGCGUUUGCACCCGUAGCCUAUCUGCGCUUUUUGGAAAUGCACUUGGAGGACAAGGUGUUCCCGGCGCCUGACAACAACAGAACGUCUAAUUAUGUACAUAAUUCUUGAAAAGCGUUUUGCACGUGAUUGACUAAGCUACCAUUUCUAUUUGAAAGCAUCCCAUGACAUUUUCUCAAUUAUUUUGGCCAGAUUCUUCUUACUACAGUUGUUUUGUUUUGUUUUGUUUUUUGCUUUUGGUUAUUUACAAAUGUAUACCUUCAUCAGAUGAAGUUAAUGGAACCAUGGGUUCAUUGGGGAAAUGUGUCUUGUUUCAUUAUUAGUACUGCCGGCUUCCUAGGAUUCACUCUUUCUCUGUCUUUUGUUAAUACAUCCUCCUCAUCUAUAAAAAAACUAUGUGAUAUAUGAAUUAUGAUCGAUGUGAUACAUGCAUUUUUUUUUUUUUUACCUCAUAUCCAACACUCAUUUCUGCAGCCUUUUUUCACUUUCGUCACAGUGGUUUCUUUUCCUCCUUCCCUCUUUCUUUUUCCCAUCUCUGCCCCUAAUAUCAUGAUGCAGAGGCAUUUGAAAAUGAAGACGGGAAGGCAAUCACUUCAUUUAGCCAAUCAAGCUUCUUCUAGUGGGUGUCACCAAAGUGAUGUAUCAUUUUUGUUUUGAAUGUAUUCAUUAUCGGUUAAUCAGGAAAAAUAUCGACUCAUUGUUUUAUAGUUGAUAACAAAAUGCAAUUUUUUAGUAUUGUGCUGAUGUUAAAAUAACUUUCUUUUAUCUUCAAUGUUAUAACUUAAUAUGGUAAAUGUUACCUCAGAACUGUUUUUGUAGCAAAUAACAGGCUGUAAGGUGGCAAGCUUAUUGCAGCAACCAGAAGUUUUAUACCCUCUUGGUGUGAAUCCAGAGGGAAAUAGUUUUUUUUCCCAGAAAUCCUAUUGCACCUCAGUGACUUUGGAUUAAUUACCAUGUCCCUCCAUAAGUCAGUCACAGGGUCCACCGCAGAGUGCUGGCCAAGUCACCAGCCGUAACCCUGAGCCUACCCAGGUAGUAGAGAAAAUGAUUCUCCAGAGGAAAAACAAAGUUUGGUUACCAAAAGAAAAAUGAAUAGAUGCUAAAGAACAAAACUAACAAACACUAACCCACAAAACUACAUUGCCAUUUCAAACACAGAUUAGGAGUCCUCCCCAAAUAACAGUGAUGCCUAGACUGAACAACCUUGAAUACUGCUCUGAAAUCUGUAUCUCUUCCCCAAAUUGCUUCAGUUUCCAUUUGCUCUAUAACAUAUUCUCAGUCCAGUUUGAUCUCACUUUACAUUGAUGAAAUUCUGUUGGUCAUUUUGCAUCCUCAUAAUCUUUUUCUUUGAUAAUAUUGGCCACCAUCUCCUUCUUGAAAUUUUCCCCCGUAAUACUUACAUACCACUGUACUAUUCUGACUUUUUUCUACUGCUCUCAAGGUUUCUUCUCUCUUGUUCAGUAUCUUCUCUUCUUACCUUCCACAUGUACAUAUGCCUCAAGUUCUAUUUAUGGUUCCUUUUUUUUCCCAAUGUUUUUCUUUCUGGAAUUUUCCCACAAUUUUAGUUACUGCCUCUGUGCAGAUGAUCCACAAAUCACUGUUUCCAGCCUAUCUAGUAAUCCCUCUUCUUUCUCCUUAACUCUACAUGCUUAUUUCUGACUAGUUGUUUGACAUGGCAGCCAGUACAUCUCAGUUUUAAUAUGUACAGACCUUGAACUCAUUAUCCCCUCCAGUUGUACUUUUCCCCAUUUUUGUUAUUUAACCCAGCUGUUUUCCCCCUGAGUAACUGAGGCACAGAAUAUUGGCGUCAUCCCUGACAGCUCUCUCUCAAUUACCGUCGACAUUCAAUUGGUUACCUAAUCCUUCAUGUUCUAGUGCUAGAUGGCUCUCGCACCAUUCCAUCCUCAUGCCCUCACUAAAGUUAUAUCUUGCCCAAGAGUUUAGGCAAGAUACAGCUUCUUUAAGUGGCCUCCUUACUUUCAUUCUCUCUCUGUUCGAUUCCACUGACAUAUUAAGUUUCUUUCUGGUUUUCAGCUUCCUGCACAAAACCCCACAAUACUGCUAAAUUUUCUUCAAAAUAAAAAUAUUUAACAGUGGCUUGAAGGCCACCUGACAUGUUCCUUUAACAUCCUUUUUCAGUCUUGUUCCAGUAACUCCCCUGCAUGUAUCCUUUGCUCCAGUAAUACUGAACCAUUAAAUACCCCCUUACUAGGCCCUGGUGGCACAGUAGUUAAGAGAUUGAGUGCUAACCAGAAGGUCAGCAGUUCGAAUCCACCAGCCACUCCUUGGAAACCCUUUGGGGGCAGUUCUACUCUGUCCUAUAGAGUCAGUAUGCGUCGGAAUCGACUCAACAGCAAUGAGUUUGGUUUUUUGUUUUAAUUUAUUUUUUUAAUACCCUCAGCUACUACAUUUGUUUGCCUUUGCUUGUUGUAUUUUAUCUGCCUUCCUUUUUUCUUCCCGUCCUUUAACUGUUUGCAUCCUGCCCAUGAUGCAAGACUGACCUCAAAUACUCUCAUACAUUUAGCCACAUACAGGUGAAUUGCCUUAGCCCUUUGUUUCUCUCUUUCUUGUGACUACUAUAUUUAUUCACCUUUAUAUUAGAGUUGUUUGAGGGCAUGUCUUAUUAUUUCUUCUAAGUUGUAAAUUUCUUGAGGACUGAGAUUGUUUCUUUUUCAUCUUCAUACCCUUUGUAACAGCUGUUAGUUCAAAUAAAAAUUUUUGAAUUUAACUGAUUAUUUGUUACUGUCCAUUAUUUUUUCUUUUUACAGACUCUUUUAAUAGACAUGUACAUCCAUUUCAUUUGGCAUAUCAUUUAAUGACAGUCACUUGCUUAUUUUUCUAUCUCAUUAGAGAAAAAUGCACCAACCAAACUAGAAUAUAAAAUGCAGCUUUUAGAGAGGUUGUUAGUAUAAAUUUUUAGUUAUCACUGAGAUUUUUCAUUUUAUAUAUGAUAACCCUUAAACUUUUCUAUUAAAUAAUUGAUCUAUUUGAAUUUUACCUUUAAGUAAAAUCUUAAUUUAUUUCUGAGUAUAAAACUGAUAUCAACUAAACAUGGAAUCCCAAACAAAAUAGCUGAAUAAUGGAAAGCUCUGGGUUAAAAAUGGGGAAAUAUAUUAAAAUUUCUUAGGGGCCCUGACUUCAUUGCUUAUGGCAAAAUUGAUGCUAAAAUAUACCAUAUAUCACUACAAUGACAAGCUUGAGAAAAUGAAAAAUACAAAGCUUUACAUAAAUCAACCGAAAGAUCAUAUUAAAAUGUAUAACCUUUUACAGAGGAAUCAAGAUUUUUACUUUUAACUAUUCAGAAGCUGUUCUGCCUUAAGUAGCUGAUUUUCAAACAGCUUAUGGGAAAUCAUAUUUCAGAUUGUUGACAAAGCCAUUGUAUUUUUAAUGGGACAGGGUUCACAGAAACUUAGCCCCAGUUUUACUGAUGUACCCUGCUAUCACUUAGUGCUUAAUUUUUAAUUUUGUUGAUAUAAUUUCAUGAGUACUAACGUACCCUAUGAGCCCUGGUGGCAUAGUGGUUAAGAGUUCAGCUACUAAUCAAAAGGUAAGCAGUUUGAAUCCACCAGGCACUCUUUGGAAACCCUAUGGGGCAGUUCUGCUCUGUCCUGUAGAGUCACUAUGAGUCAGAAUUGGCUCAACGGCCGUCGGUUUUUUUUUUUUUUUUCAUGUACCCUGUUAUCACUUGGAAACCCUGGUGGCAUAGUGGUUAAGAGCUAUAGCUGCUAACCAAAAGUUUGGCAGUUGGAAUGCACCAGGCGCGCCUUGGAACCCUGUGGGGCAGUUCGACUCUGUCCGAUAAGGUUGCUAUGAAUCAGAAUCAAAUUGACAGCAACGGGUUUGGUUUUGUUGUUGUUGCUGUUGGUAUUAUCACUUAGUCCUUAAUUUUGUUUUUUAUGGAAAUAAUUUCAUGGGACAAUUAUGUGUAUUUUUUAUAUAAUUAUAAAAGCUCACAUUCUUAAAAGUUGUAAAUGUUGAGCAAUACCAUUGGUCUCAGAGUCCAUUCUUUGCUCUUGCAGAUUAUUUUGCUUUAUUUCAGAAAUAUCAAAUAUUUUGAGAAACUUUAUAACAUUAAACUAUCCUUGUACUUUUAUUUUUCUGUUCAAUUUGACAAAUACCUAUAAGCAUCUGCCUUGUUUUAAGAACUGUGUGGGUCUACAUGGGGUUCACUAUAAAUAUGGGCAAAUUACAGAAAAAUUCCAACUUUAAGUUGAAGUAAUUAUCAGUAAUUACAGUGAAAGUUAUCCCUCGUUUGGCUAAUCUGAACUAAAGUUAUGACCCUAAUGUAUAUUUUAUGCUCCUCUUUUUCUAAAAACUAGUGAUAGAAGCAGGGACCUUACAUAUUUAUUCAUGUUUAAAUGAGAAUAGUAAGAGAUGGGGCAUAUAAUCACAAAAACCCAUUGCCAUAGAGUCAAUUCUGACUCAUAGUGACCCUAUAGGACAGACUAGAAUGGUCCCAUAGGGUUUCCAAGGAGUGCCUAGUAGAUUUGAACUGCCAGCCUUUUGGUUAGCAGCUGUAGCACUUAACCACUGUGCCACCAGGGCUCUUACAAUCAUAAGACUGAUAAUAUUGGUUUCUUUGAGGGGGAAGACUGGAAAGAGGAAAACACAGGAAGCUUAAUUCUUUACGUAUCUGUAACUCAUUUUUUAAUUUGAAAAAUAUUUGAUAAAGAAAAUUAACAGAGAGGAUAAUGAGUUUCUAGUGCUAAAUAAAUUUUAUUCUAGAAGGUUUUAGCAGUCUAGGUGACAAGAGACAUAUUAGGGCCCUUAAAAACUUUCCAUAGAACUCACAUGAAAGCAGUAUCCACAAGUCAAAGUUGAAAUCUAGUUAACCCUAAAGUACAAAAUCUUAACAGAGACUCCUAGGAAUAGUAUAUGAAUCAAAGAUGCCUAAAAGUUCUGUGAUGGCUGGCCUCCUUAGUAUGUCCUGCACCGAAAUUUGCUCUAACUGCGCAGAGCUACCUGCAUAAAUUCAGCAGUCUCCUCCAUGGAGAUAUGGCUGCCACUGUCUCUAUUAACCAAAGCCAAACCAGGUGCCGUCGAGUCAGUUUCUUCUCAUGGCAACCCCAUGUGUGCAGAACAGAACUGCGCUCCACAGGGUUAUCAAGGCUGUGAACUUGCAGAAGCAGAGCACCAGGUUUUUCUUCCUCGGUGCCUGUGGGUGGGUUUGAACUGGCACCCUUUCGGGUAUUAGUUGAUUUAACCGUUUGAGCCACCCAAGGACUCCUACUAUCUCUACAACCAAAAAAAAAGGCAUUGCUGUCGAGUCAGUUCUGACUCAUAGCAACCCUACAGGACAGAGUAGUAUUGCCCCAUAGGUUUUCCAAGGAGCGGCUUUUUGAAUUCGAACCGCAGACCUUUUCGGAUAGCAGCCAAGCUCUUAACCGCUGCCGCACCAGGGCUCCACUAUCUCUAUGCCACCUCAAAAACAUUCCCCAACAAAUGGGACAACACCCUUUGCUAUCAAGUUGAUUCUGAUUCAUAGCAACCCUGUAGGACAGAGUAGAACUGCACCAUAGGGUUUCGGUUUCUGAGGAGUAGCUGAUGGAUUCAAACUGCCGACCUUUUGGUUAGCAGCCAAACGCUUAACCACUGCACCACCAGGACCCCAAAUGGGGCAGAGGAAGGGGAUAAAUGAUGACUUUUACUCACCAACUUUUGGUUCAGCACUACCUUAUUUUUUGUCCACCUUUGCCAUCAGGCUAAAGAGCAGAAAAACAGAUUUGAUAAGAAGGAGCAAGGCACUUAGAGUUUAAAACCAAAACCUAAAUAAUAUGACUUGGGCUAGGAUUGUUCUUGGGACUUAGGUACCACUUGACCACUGAUGCUGCAAAUGGUCACUGGGGCAGGUUAUUAAAUCAAGAGUCAAAUACGUAUAAAUUUAGAAGGCUUCUUGACUCAUUUCUGUCCCUAGUGCAUGGACGUCAGUAGUAGUAACAGCAUACACCUGUAUCCAGAAGUCAGGAAACAAACUGGGCAGAGGAGGAGUGUUCUCGUACCCUAAACUGUGGGAGACUUAUCCCUUAGGGGAGAGUAAUAACAAAAAUAACCAAUCAAUUGAUUUCCGUCUCUGCUUUCAAAUUCUAAUUGACUAUUUUUUAACUCAUUAUUUAAUUGUUAUAGUAUACUUUGCACCUUUUGUUGUUAUUAUUGAUGCUGUCAUUGUUUUAAGAAAUAAAGUUUCUGAUUAGUGUUUUCAUAAAGUUUCCAUUGCAUACUAUUUAUUCAUUUAACAGGUAUUUAUUAAGUGUGUACUACUAUUAGCCUGGAAACCGUGGUGGCAUAGUGGUUAAGAGCUACGGCUGCUAACCAAAAGAUCAGCAGUUCAGAUCCACCAGGUGCUCCUUGGAAACUCUAUGGAUUUAGUUUUACUCUGUCCUAUAGAGUCGCUGUGAGUCGGAAUCGACUCGAUGCCAGUGCGUUUGGUUUUUGGUUUACUAUUAGACUGGCGGUGUUUGGACACUGGAGAUACAAUGAAUUGAACAGCCAAAAAAUAUUGCCUGCAUCGAGCUUACUUCCAAUGGAGUGAGACAGACAAACAAAUAAAUAAAAUAUAUAGGAUGAAGGGAUGAUGGGAGAGUUGUCAUACUGCCCACUGACAUGGGGAUUGCAUCUUAAGGGAUAAGUAUGAUCUGGGAAUUCUGUGAUUCAUGUGGUGAAAGAUUUAACCCCAGAUUGAGAGUAAAAAAAUGAAUCCUUUUGGACUCAAGCCAGAUGGUAGUACUGAGCUAUUAGUGUUUGGGGAAGGGGAAAGGGCUAAGAGUCAUCAGGAGAGUGUAAACCCAGCCAGUGAUUUAGUGAACUGGAAGAUAGGCUAAAAGAAAAUAUUCAGAAUGAAGCAUGGAGAGAAACAUAAAAAAUAUACAUUAGAAAUAGGACACAUAGAAAAAGUAAGAAGGUUGAAAAUACAGGGAAUUAGUGUCAGAAAGAGAAGAGAGGGAUAAUGGGAAAGAUGCAAUAUUUAAAAAUACAAUGGCUGAAAUUCUGUUCUGCAGUUUCUGCCCUUUGAUUCAGAUUCUUCCAUAGAAUCUCUCACUAAAAUAUACCCAGACUUUCUGGAGCCAUAUGGGCUGGGUGAACCCCCAAAACUAUUGCUCUAAAAUGACCUUUAAACCUUAAACCUCAAAUUCUAAAGUCUUCUUAAAACCAAACAGUAGUUUAGCUUAACUAGUAAAGAAUGUCUGCUUUGUGCAUUGUGCUCUUUUAAGAUCUAUCUAUAUGGGCACAAAUUGAGAAUAGGAACUCAAAACAUUAGAUAGGAACCCUAGAGGGCAGUGAGUUUAUAUUAAUGGAGGAGGAGCAAUUUGGAAAAGGAGAGUGAAAAUGUUGCACAAUUUAGAGAAUGUAAUCAAUGUCACUGAAUUGUGCAUGUAUAAAUUGUUGAAUUGGUAUGUGUUCUGUGUAUAUUAUCAACAACAACAACAAAAAUAAAAUCUGUUUUUAAAUAAGAUGGAAAAAAAAAAAGAUAAUGACUGAGAACUUUCCAGAAUCAAUGAGACACACCAAGUUACAGAGUCAAGAAGUUUUAUGAAUCUCAAACAAAAAAGAGAUCCAUAUCUGAGCACAUCAUGGUAAAAUUGUUGAAAAUAAAGGACAAAGAAAAGAUUUUAAACAGCCAAAGUUGGUUAGAGUGAAACCUAGCUUUUCUGUGGAAAAAUUAGAGCAAAAAGAAUGGAAUCAUAUAUUUUAAAUGCUAAAUGAAAAUGCCUGCCAUCCUAGAAUUCUAUACCCAGAAGAAGAUCCUUCAAGAAUAAAAGUGAGGGAACUUUCAGGGAUUAUAAUAAUACAUUUGUCAAAACUCACUGAAUGGUACAAGUAUGGUGUAUCCAUUUUCCUGUAUGUAAAUUUUUCCUCAAGAUAUAUACAAAAUAUGGACUCUAGUUAAUAACAUGCAUAAUGAAGUAUUUAGGAAUAAACCAUACUGUUUGCAACUUAGUUUGAAAUACAUCAAAAAUAUAAACUGUAUCAAUGGUGAAUGUAUGAGUAGAUAGUUACAUGAUAAAACAAACAGAGCAAAAUGAUAAUUGUAGACUUUAGGUGGUGGAUAUAUUGGUGGUCAUUGUCAAAUUGUUUCAGCUUUUCUAUAUGUUUAAAAUUUUUCUUAAUAAAAUAUUGGGAAAAAUAAAAGUGAAGUUAAGAAAUUUUCAAACAAAAACAGAAAACUCAUACUAGCAGACCCACAUCAAAAGAUACAAAGCAAUGUUAAGGGAGAAAAAUAAUCCCAGAUGAAGGUCAGAGAUGCAGGAAGGAUCUAAGAGCAAUGAGAUGGGUAAACAUGGAAAAAUCUAAAUGAAUAUUGUCUGCGUAACAACAGUGUAAUAUCUCUUGAAGUUUAAAGUAUACACAGCAUAUAAAAUAACACUUCAUGUAAGUCAGGGGAUAGGGAAAUGAAGUUAAAUGGUUAAAGACUUUGUAUUCCUUACUAGGAAGGCAGGCACCGUGGUGGCACAGGGUCUAAAAGCUUGACUGCUAACCAAAUGCUUAGAUUAUAAAUCAAGAAAACAUAAACUCUAGGAUAUCCACUAAAAUAAUAUAAAUGGGUAUAACAUGCAAUCUAAUGAAGGCGGAAAUGUAAUAAUAUAAAAAACAAUUUUUAAAAAGGCAACAUAAAAGAGUGAAAGAAACAACAGGUAGCACAAACAGAAAUCAUAUGGCGUGAUUAUGGAUUUAAACACAUAUAUUGCUAAUUGCAUUAAGUAUAAAUGCUUUAAACAUUCCAGUUAAAAGACAAGGAAUAUCAAAGAACAUAAGUACGCAUAAAAAAAAAAUCAAACACUUUGGAAGAGGUGCAGCUAAAAAUAGGGUAUAGAAAGUUUGAAAGUAAAAGGAUGGGAAAACAUGUGCCAUGCAAACACUAGGCAAAAGAACUUAUGUAACUUUUAAUAAAAGACAAAACAUGCUUUAAGAUGAAAAGCAUUACUAUAAAGUGCACUUCAUAAUGUUAUAAGAAACAAUUCACCAGGAAAAUGUAACAAUUUUAAAUUUGUAUGCUUGUAAUAGUAUAGCCUCAAAACAUGUGUAACAAAAAUUGGCAGCGCAAUAGGGAGGAAAUUGACAAUUCUAUAGUCAUUGUGAGAGAUUUUCACGUACCUCUCUCAAGUAUAGAUAGAAAAAACAGGCAAAAAACAAAAAAAGUCUUUAGGAAUACGUUAAAACAGCACAAUUAGCAAACUUGACCCAAUGGGCAUAGAGAAACACUACACCCAACAACUGCAGAACACAUAUUCUUUUCAAGCAAACUAGAAGUUACUUUAAAAAAUGACCCUAUCCAGGAAACCCUGGUGGUGUAGUGCUUAAGUGCUACAGCUGCUAACCAAAAGGUUGGCAGUUUGAAUCCACCAGACGCUCCUUGGAAACUAUUGGGCAGUUCUACUCUGUCCUACAGGGUCACUAUGAGUCGGAAUCGACUUGAUGGCAUUGGGUUUUUUGUUUUUUUUUUAAUCCAGAGCCAUAAAACAAGUCUACAAAGUUUAAAGAAUUGAAAUUAACAGGAAAUACCCUCAUACCACAAUAAGAUUAAGCUAUCAAUCAGUCACAAGAAAGAUAGCUAAACGUUCUUCAAGUCUGUAGAAGUUAAGCAAUAAAUUUUUAAAUAAUCCAUAAUACAAUAAGUAAAUACCAAAGGAAACUAAUAAAAAAUUUAACCAAAUAAUAUUGAAAAAUCUGACAUGUCAAAACAUGAGAAAAGAAAUAACAUUAAAGGAGUACUGCUAGUGAAAUUUACCUUCAAAUAUAUACGUUACAUACGAAGAAAGGCUGAAAAUCAAUGAGCAAUCAUCUUUAAAAGUUAAAAAAAAAAAAGAAUAGCAAUUUUUGCCAAAAGAUACCCAGAAGAAAAUGUAAGGAUAAAAAGAAAUUGAUUAAAUAGUAAACAUAUAAUAGAGAGGUCACCAAAGCCAGGGAUUGAUUCUUGGAAAUGACUAAAAUCUAUCAAUCCCUGACAACACUGACCAAGAUAAAAAGAGAGAAGGCACAAAUAUGCAAUACCAGAAAUUUAAAAACAGAGGUCAUGACUCCUUCAGAUGUUAAAAAAAAAAAAAAAAAGAAUAUUGCUCUAUAACCACAUUGUUGUGGAUUGAAUUGUGCCCCCCCCAAAAUUCAUGUGUCAACUUGGUUAGGCCGUGAUUCCCUGUAUUGUGUGGUUGUCCUCCAUUGUGUGAUUGUAAUUUUAUGUUAAGAGGAUUAGGGUGGAAUUGUAACACCACCAUUACUCAGGUCACCUCCCUGAUCCAGUGUAAAGGGAGUUUUCCUGGGGUGUGGCCUGCACACAGAUGAAAGGGAAGCAAGGAGAGAGUUGGGGACCUCAUGCCACUAGGAAAGCAGCACCAGGAGCAGAGCAUGUCCUUUGGACACAGGGUCCUUGUGCGCCUGAGAAGCUCCUCAACCAGGGGAAGAUUGAGGACAAGGACCUUCCUCCGUAGCCAACAGAGAGAGAAAGCCUUUCCCUGGAGCGGACGCCCUGAAUUUGGACUACUAGACUGUGAGGAAAUAAAUUUCUCUUUGUUAAAGCCGUCCACUCAUGGUAUUUCUGUUAUGGCAGCACUAGAUGACUAAGUCACACGUUAAGUCAAUAAACUUGAAAACCUAGAUGAAAUGGAAAAAUCCCUUAAAAAAAAAAAAAAACUUUGACACCAGAAAAAAUAUGGCAAAUCUUAAUAGAUCCAUAGUUAUUAAAGAAAUUAAGUCUUUUAUUAAAAACCUUACACAGUUCCAGGCCUAGAUGUCUUCAUGUGUAAAUUUUACCAAGGAUUUAAGGUGCAAAAUGCCAAUUUUAUAAAAACGUUUCCAGAAGGCAAGAGGGAAAUCAUGAGGCUUGCGUAGCGUAGAUUUUGGUGAGUAUAACCAACAUUUUUGUUGAAAAUGUUUUGGAAAGGGUGAUUGUGCGUCCUUUCAGUGUUAUUCUGGAGCAUUGUGGAACAGGCGCUCCCUAAGAUUAUUUAAGUCUCUGGAGAAUGAAACUUUGUUUGACCUAACUGGUGGCCGUCGAAUCUAUUCUGGCUCAUGACAACUCCAUGCCCCAUAGGGUUUUCAAUGGCUGACUUUUCAGAAGAUCACCAGGAAUUUCUCCCAAGGCAUCUCUGGGUGAACGCAAGCCUCCAACCUUUCCGUUAGCAGGCAAGCAGAGAAACCGUUUCUUUGACUUACUAUUCACUUAUUAAGGCCCAGACUCUAUGAAGUCAGUUACUAAUAGAUUUUUGUUUGGUAGGAAUGUGAAUGAUUUUGUUAGAUAGAUAGAAGAAAUAACCCCCAAAGUUAUGAUGUUAUUGCCCUGUGGGACAUUUACGAGUUGCGUAUCUGUCCAUCGAUCUUACCCUGACGUUCUUUCAUUAUGUAUGUAUUUUUUCUCAGAUUCUCUCGGAACCAGCUUUACUCAAUGGAUUAAUUAAAUCUUUACUGCUAUUUGAUGCAUGUUCAAUCUGUACAUUGGACUCAUGUUUCUAACUUUUAAGAAAAUAUACUUCAGGAAGGCCCUCAAUGAGAUGGAUUGACACAGUGGCUGCAAAAAUGGGCUCAAGCAUAACAACGAUUGUGAGGAUGGCACAGGACCAGGCAGUGUUUCAUUCUGCUAUAUAUGGAGUCACUAUGAGUAGGAACCAACUCAAUGACACCUGCCAACAACAGUAUUCCAUUGUUAUAUAUAUUUACACCACAUUUUGUUUAUUCAUCUGUUGAUGGACAUUUAGGUUGUUUCUGCAUUUCAGCUAUUGUGAAAAUUGGUGCAAUGAAAAAAUAUAUAUAUACUUGGAGAUAAUUAAACCCGAUAAUGAUAGUAAGAAAAAGGAAAAUUGUAAGUCAACCUUCCAUGUAAACAUAGAUUUAAAAAUCAUUCACCAAAUUCCGUCAAAUUGAAUUAUGACCAAAUUGGGUUAUUCGAUGGAUGCAAGUCUGGUUUUUAGCAUCUGAAAAUCGAUCAAUGCGUUCACUGUGUCAACACACGGAAUAACCCAACUUGGUCGAGAUGAAUUAUCACCAGAUUCAAUCUGAUAGUAUCUUGAGUUUAAGGAAAAGGUAAGGGUGCCUGAAAUCACCACUUCUAUAUAACUAGUGGCACAGUGGGAAAGUCAAGAAAAAUAAAUAACUAAGUUAGGGAAAGGUAGAAUGCAAACUAUCAUUAUUUGCAGAUGAUGACUGUAUAAACAGAAAAUACAAAACGAAACUUACACAUACAUUCUUGGAAUUAAUACUGCAUUUAGCAAGGUCUCUGGAUACAAGGUUAAUUGAUAAAAAUGGUUUUACUUAUGUAUACCAAGAUGUAUUUCGAAAGCAAACCAGGCUGCCUUUCACUUAAUGUUGAGCGAGCUCAGGAGAGUGUCCUAACCUCUCUUGCCUCAGUUUCCUCAUCUGUAAAAUAAUACUGUAUUUUACUGAUUCUAAGCCAUACUUUUUUUUUCAUAUUUUGACACCUUUGAAAUUAUGAUAUGUGUUACAACUUAUGUUGUCUUAGACUUCCUGAAACAGGGUAACAUAUACCUUAUAAGGUGCUUUUGAAAAUUAAACUCGUAAAUAAACUUAAGGUACUUACAACAGUGCCUGGCACUUACCAAAUGUUCAGUAAAUGCUGGCUUUAAUUAUGGCUUGCUUCUAUUAUGUUUUCUAAGAAUUCAGUGUCUCCAUAAAGUUUUUAAUUUUUUAUAAAUUCAUUUUAUAAAACUUCCUUACAAAAUGUUAUUUCUAUUACCUUUUUAGUUGAUUCUCUAGGAUUUCACAAGAAUAUAUACAGCAAUUCAGUUUGAAUAUUUAUACAUCUAGUUUCUUUGAAGUUUCAUUCUUUUCUAGUACCUAAAGAACAGUUAUAAUUGCAGUGAUAAAGCAACGAUAACAAUAAUGAUGAUGAUAAUGAGAGCCAGCGCUAAUGUUUGUAUUCCAGCUUACUGUAUACCAGACACUUCUCUAAGCGUUUACCAGUGGAUUCCAUUGCCUUUUUCUUUUUAAUGCCAAUAGCUAAGUUACAGGGUAUCAUCUCAGUGAAAUAUUAUGCAGCCCUUGAAAAUAUUACUUAUAAAACCAAAAAUAAAACCCACUGCUGUUGAGAUGAUUACUAAUUCACCAGUCGCCAUCGAAUCCAUUCUGACUCUUGGUGACCCCAGUAUGUUUCAGAGCGGCACUGUGCUCCACAGACUUUUGAGUGACUGUACAUUUUCAGAAGUAGAUCACCAGCCAGGCCUUUCUUCUAAGGUGCUUCUGGGUGGAUUUGAACCACAGCCUUUCAGUUAGUAGUCAAAUGUUUAGCCAUUUGCACCAUCCACAGCCUCCCAUCGAGGUGCUUUUGACUGAUGGUGACCUCAUGUGUAGCAGAGUGGAACUGUGCUCCAUAAGGUUUUCAAUGACUGAUUUUUCAGAAGUAGGUCACCAGAAUUUUCUUUCAGGUGCCUCUGUGUGGACUCGAACCACCAACCUUUUGGUUAGCAGCCAAGCGCUUAACAUAGCUUUGAAUGAUAAAAGCACGAUUUUGUCUAUAUUAUGAUUGUACAUGUCUAAAAUUUAUGCAUCUGAAAAAGAACAAGAAGAAACUUAGAAGAUGGUUUCUUGACAAGGAAUUCUAGAUUUGCUUCUAAAAAUUCUUUUAUAUGUGUUGAAUUAAG
Molecule: messenger RNA, 14330 nt
Organism: Loxodonta africana (African savanna elephant)
Lineage: Eukaryota; Metazoa; Chordata; Mammalia; Proboscidea; Elephantidae
Gene: DPH6
Product: diphthamine biosynthesis 6
Exons: 9
Coding region: 55-858 (267 amino acids)
Biological process (GO): protein histidyl modification to diphthamide
Molecular function (GO): diphthine-ammonia ligase activity
Source: RefSeq, a predicted model, not a curated record